This is a messenger RNA of Beauveria bassiana ARSEF 2860, 1116 nucleotides long. Its product is annotated as elicitor protein. The coding region runs from base 1 to 1116 and encodes 371 amino acids. Gene Ontology annotation, molecular function: RNA binding. NCBI's taxonomy places the organism in Eukaryota, Fungi, Ascomycota, Sordariomycetes, Hypocreales, Cordycipitaceae. The record is from RefSeq and is a predicted model, not a curated record. The transcript has 7 exons. Gene Ontology annotation, cellular component: nucleus; cytoplasm.
AUGUCGUCCGCUAUCACCUCUCAGAAAACACCCAUCCAAAUUUCCAUCGAACCAGUUCUGCCCGGCCAAAAUUUAUCCACGACUUCAAAGCGAAGCGAGAUGGCUUUUAAAGCACUUGGAGGUGCCGGCGCGUCUUCUCUGGAUCGCAACCGAUUCGCCUACUUCGGCAACGACGAAGACGGUGAUGCCAAGCCCAAUGCUCCCGUCAAGACUGUCGACAAGGCCUCUACCCAUACCACCAAGCGCAAUGUCGAGCCCCAGGCUCCCGUAAGAGCGGCUGGUGCCACUGGUAACCGCCGUGGUGGCCCUGGUGGUAACGAGGGUGCCUUCCGCGAUCGCAACGCUGGUAGCUCUCGCAACCAGGCUCGCUCCACUGAUGAGGCCCCCCGUGAGGGCGCCCGUGGUGGUGCUGGAGCCCGCGGUCGUGGCGGUCGUGGCGGCCGUCGUCCCCGUGAGCAGGAUGACCGUCACUCCCGUCAGAACCGAGACACCACUGCCAAGCAGACUGCCCAAGGCUGGGGCGCCAACGAGGGUAACGCCGAGCUCAAGGACGAGCAGGCCGCCGAGGCUAUUGCCGAGGGCGACAAGAAUGCCGCCGCUGAUGCCGAGGUCGAGCCCGCUGAGCCCGAGGACAAGAGCGUUUCGUACAGCGACUACCUCGCCCAGCAGGCUGAGAAGAAGCUCGCACUUGGUGGCCACAACGUCCGUGAGGCUAACGAGGGCAGCAAGCUCGACAAGAAGUGGGCUGGCGCCAAGGCUCUCGAGAACGACGAGGAGGAGUAUGUCACUGCUACCGGUGGCAAGAAGCUCCGUGAGCGUGAGCGCAAGGUCAAGCAGACGAUUGACUUUGACCCUCGCUUCGUUGAGUCCGAACGUCCCCGUGGCGGCGCCCGUGGUGGUGCCCGCGGCGAACGCGGUGGACGCGGUGGCGCUCGCGGUGGUGACCGUGGUGGUGCUCGCGGUGGUGACCGUGGUGACCGUGGUGGUGACCGCGGAGGUGAUCGCGGUGGUCGCGGCGGCGAGCGUGGUGCCCGUGGUGGUGCCCGUGGCGGUCGUCCUGCUGCUGCUAACAUCAACACCAAGGACGAGGCUGCCUUCCCCAGCCUCGGCAAAUAA